UUUCAGAUGUAAUUAGGUAAAAAUGUCGGAAAGAAAUCGAGGAAGGUCUGGGUUUAGCUCCGCUAUGGGAUCUGUUAAACGCACCGACAGCAGUAGUACAUCACCUUCAUCUCCAUCUCCCUCCUUGGACUCGUCCAACUCCAGCCUGGACCAGGUGGUUCACAGGGUACCUGGAGCUAGGAUUAAUGGGGGAGCUCGAUCUGACUCUUUGGUUCUACUUAACGGAGAACAGAUUGAAGCAGUUUAUCAGGAUAUUGCAUUUCUCUGUCCAUUUACAGCAGGAACUGGACCAAUCCGAGGGACCCUGUCAGUUACCAACUACAGAUUAUAUUUUCAGGAACUGGACCAAUCCGAGGGACCCUGUCAGUUACCAACUACAGAUUAUAUUUUCAGGAACUGGACCAAUCCGAGGGACCCUGUCAGUUACCAACUACAGAUUAUAUUUUCAGGAACUAGACCAAUGAGGGACCCUGUCAGUUACCAACUACAGAUUAUAUUUUCAGGAACUGGACCAAUCCGAGGGACCCUGUCAGUUACCAACUACAGAUUAUAUUUUCGUCCAAUACAGACCGAGAAUCCAAUCAUUCUAGAUAUACCCCUGGGGUUUGUGAGCCGGAUUGAGAAGGUUGGCGGAGCUCGAACCCCCGGAGACAAUUACGGUUUGGAGAUAUUCUGCCGGGAUAUUAGAAACCUCAGGUUCGCCCUGAGUAAAGGAGAUGGACACCCUCGGAAAGAUAUUUUUGAAUGUCUAUCUCUCAACGCGUUUCCUGCGUCGAAUGGGAAUAAACUAUUCGCCUAUAGAUUCAGACAUAAAGAGGUUCGAAGUCCUUACACUGCAGACGGUUGGAGUGUGUAUAAUCCAAGAGCGGAGAUGAGAAGACAAGGAUUACCAAAUGAAAGCUGGGCAAUUUCAAAUAUUAAUGAGAAAUAUGGACUCUGUGAUACUUAUCCUACACUUCUAGCCUUACCUAGCAUAUUACAGAAUGAGGAAAUAUAUGAGGUGGCCAAGUUCCGAUCUAGGGGAAGAAUACCUACUUUAUCUUGGAUACAUUCACAAAGUUUAGCGACAAUUACCCGUUGUUCCCAACCUUUAACUGGUAUGGCGGGUAAGCGGAGUACCUACGACGAGAAGAUGAUUUCCCUAAUUAUGGACGCCAACGCACAGUCCCACCGUAUAUAUAUUUACGACGCUAGACCAAAGGUGAACGCUGUGGCGAAUAUGGCGAAGGGUGGCGGAUACGAGAAUGAAGAUACGUACAGUAAUGCCGAGUUUGUUUUUCUGGAUAUUCACAAUAUUCAUGUUAUGAGGGAGAGUUUAAGAAAGGUUAAGGAGAUGUGCUUCCCUGUGAUAGAUGAUUCAAGAUGGUUGAGUAAUCUUGAAGCAACUCAUUGGUUGGAUCAUGUCAAGCAGAUUCUAGCCGGGGCAGUCAAGAUAACCGACAAGGUUGAAAAUCAUAAAACGAGUGUAGUUGUACACUGCAGUGAUGGUUGGGAUAGAACUACCCAGCUCACAGCUCUCUCUAUGCUCCUCCUCGACUCCUACUACAGAACCCUCCAGGGGUUCCAGGUUCUGGUGGAGAAGGAGUGGUUGAGCUUUGGUCACAAAUUCGGAGAUAGGAUUGGACAUGGAGAUGAUAAACAUAAUGAUGCUGACAGAUCUCCAGUCUUUCUCCAGUUUAUAGAUUGUGUUUGGCAGGUAACCCAGCAAUUUCCAAAUGCUUUUGAAUUCAACGAGUUUUUUCUGACAACUAUCCUUGAUCAUCUUUACUCCGGACUCUUCGGUACAUUCUUAUAUAACUCCGACAAGGAGCGGAGAGAGAACAGGGUUGUGUCUGAAACCCAUUCUCUCUGGUCCUUUAUCAACACCCACCCGAGGAAGUACCUAAACCCAAUGUACUGCUCGGACCUGGAUAACAAGAUGACCUUGUUCCCCGUGGCGUCCAUUCGCUACAUGAAGUUCUGGAAGAGCUACUAUUGUCGCUGGAACCCUAGGAUGCGUCCUCAGGACUCGGUUCAUCUCCGCCACGGUCAACUUCUAAUACUCCGAGAUCAGCUCCAGGCCAAGGUUGAUAACCUCAACAGGGAGCUUGAAGCUAAAUCUAGAAAGAAUGGUGAUCAUGUUCCUUCACAAAAAAGUUCUGAUAGUUCACAUCCAAGCCUUUCAUCCAGGUUUGAGAGCAUCAACAUAUAACCCUGUAUUCUCAACCCAGAUUGUGUGGAGUUUUGAAAACUGUUAUCAGAUUCCUCAAGAGAUUAUAUAUUGCACAAAUUGCGCAUUUCUGAACUAGUAAAUUGGAAUACCAGUACUAAUAUCAUUAUCGUUGCCUUAUUUUCUUAUCCACCAAGUCGAAAUCCUGAGUUUUAUACAUUCAACUUUAGUUAAAAAAAAUAGUCCACUUGAUUACAGAAAACUCUACUUAAGUCUUCUUUGUAUAAAUUCUGGACUCCUCCCAACCCUCCCCCUGUAUUGUUGUGAUAUACUCUGGCAGUGGUAGAAUAUUUAUGUAAAAUAUUAUUAUUAUAUGGUUCUAUAUAGAUUUAUUAAUGUCGUUUUUCAAGCUCUAGUUUUGCUCUCGGUAAAUAUAUCUAUAAUUCCUAUUGAUUAUUACACCCCGAUGUACAAUUACAGA
Eurytemora carolleeae is the source of this 2630-nucleotide messenger RNA. RefSeq names its product myotubularin-related protein 2. The record is from RefSeq and is a predicted model, not a curated record. NCBI's taxonomy places the organism in Eukaryota, Metazoa, Arthropoda, Copepoda, Calanoida, Temoridae. Bases 23 to 2191 code for a protein of 722 amino acids. Gene Ontology annotation, biological process: dephosphorylation. The transcript has 11 exons. Gene Ontology annotation, molecular function: phosphatidylinositol-3,5-bisphosphate 3-phosphatase activity.